Messenger RNA from Beta vulgaris subsp. vulgaris (sugar beet), 1341 nucleotides. RefSeq names its product cyanidin 3-O-glucoside 5-O-glucosyltransferase (acyl-glucose)-like. The transcript is spliced from 13 exons. Bases 214 to 1341 code for a protein of 375 amino acids. Gene Ontology annotation, molecular function: beta-glucosidase activity. Gene Ontology annotation, biological process: carbohydrate metabolic process. The record is from RefSeq and is a predicted model, not a curated record. NCBI's taxonomy places the organism in Eukaryota, Viridiplantae, Streptophyta, Magnoliopsida, Caryophyllales, Amaranthaceae.
GUAUCGUUGGAGUUUACAAGAGAUGACUUCCCUUCUGAUUUCAUCUUCGGCUCUGGCACAUCUGCUUACCAGGUUGAGGGGGCAGCUUCCGAGGAUGGAAGGACUCCGAGCAUAUUUGAUACGUUUGCAUUAACUGUUGUAGGUAGAAGCGGUGGAUUUACUGGGGAAGUGGCUUGUGAUGAAUACCACAAAUACAAGGAAGACGUUCAAUUGAUGGUCGACUUAGGAUUAGAUGCAUACAGAUUCUCCAUCUCAUGGUCAAGAGUGAUCCCAAAUGGAAGAGGGUCUAUCAAUCAAAAAGGGGUAGAAUAUUACAAUAAUCUAAUCAACGAAUUAACCAGUAACGGAAUUCAACCACAUGCAACUUUGGUACAUUGGGAUCACCCACAAGCACUUCAGGAUGCUUAUGGAGGGUGGAUUAAUCAACAAAUUGUGAGAGACUUCACAACUUUUGCAGAUGUAUGUUUUAAAGAAUUUGGUGAUAGAGUUUUAUACUGGACAACAAUCAAUGAGCCAAAUUUCCUUGCACCAUUUUUUUACAAUUCAUCCCAAUAUAUUGCUGCUCACCAUCUUUUGUUAGGGCAUGCAUCAGUGGUAAAUCUAUACAGAGAAAAGUAUCAGGCAACGCAAAAUGGAUCUAUUGGGUUAAAUGUGUAUACAAGCUGGUUUAUCCCUGAAAAAUCUACUCAAGAAGAUCUGGACGCAACUGAAAGAGUUGCUAAUUUUCAUAUUGGUUGGUUUGUUCAUCCUUUAAUUUUUGGAGAUUAUCCUGAUAUAAUGAAGCAAUCUUUGGGAAGGCGUCUUCCAUCAUUUACCGAGCAUGAAACCAAGCUAAUGAAUGGCUCAUUUGACUUCAUUGGAGUAAAUUGUUAUACUGCCUCAGUAGUCACGGAUGAUCCUGGUAAAGAUGGCAUAGCAGCAAAUUACACUGCUAAAGAUGUUGGAGGAGUGUUUGUGCAAGGCGUAUUGGAAUAUUUCAAAAGAGUUUAUGGAAACCCUCCAAUCUAUAUACAUGAAAAUGGUUUUCGGACAUUUCGUAAUGCAUCAUUAGAUGACACAUCAAGAAUUCAUUAUUUAAAUGCUUCUAUGGGAAGUUUGCUUGCUGCUACAAGGAAUGGAUCAAAUGUAAGAGGAUAUUUUCAGUGGUCGUUCUUGGAUGUGUUCGAGACAGAUGGAGGCUACACAUAUGGUUUUGGCUUUUACUAUGUCGACUUCAAUAAUCAGGAUUUGGAAAGAAGCCCUAAACGCUCAGCACAUUGGUACUCUACAUUCCUCAAAGGACAAAGAUCUAGGCACAAUGGAAUUAUUCACCAAAUGAACAACUCAACUUUUAUGUCUUAG